Messenger RNA from Cotesia glomerata, 1616 nucleotides. It is a transcript of the gene Surf4, whose product is annotated as surfeit locus protein 4 homolog. The record is from RefSeq and is a predicted model, not a curated record. The transcript is spliced from 5 exons. The coding region runs from base 402 to 1166 and encodes 254 amino acids. Gene Ontology annotation, cellular component: membrane; endoplasmic reticulum; endoplasmic reticulum-Golgi intermediate compartment. Gene Ontology annotation, biological process: Golgi organization. NCBI's taxonomy places the organism in Eukaryota, Metazoa, Arthropoda, Insecta, Hymenoptera, Braconidae.
GUUCUUUGCGUGCGUGUAUGCGACGUGUGGUGUGUGGAUGGGUUCUUUUUUUUCAUUUUUAAAAAAGCACGAUGGAGAUUCAACACGAAUUAGUUUCUAAAGCCGAGGAGGUUGCCGAUCAGGUGUGUUUCUCCUGUCAACGUCAUCGUGACCAGACAAUAUAAUACAACUAAAACAUAUUUAAGCUCAGCAUAUUUUUAUCAGCAUCUGUGGCUCAUUUAUACACCAGUGAUUUAAUUGUGAAUUAUAAUAAUGUGCCAAGUGCAAUUUACCAGUCACUAAUUUAGCAGUCUAACUGUCUGCAGGUUAUGAUUUUAAUUUACGCUGUCUAAUCUGAUCUUCACCUACAUUUGUUUAUAUCAAGACUGUUGUUUAAAUACUUAUAAUAAUAAUAAACAAUAAUGGUAAUUCGCAAUGGAAAACAUGUGCUCCCAACCCUUGCACGGCUUUGUCUCAUUGCCACGUUUCUUGAAGACGGCUUACGAAUGUGGUUCCAGUGGAGCGAGCAAAGAGAAUACAUGGACAUGACAUGGAACUGUGGAAAGUUUCUGGCAACUUUGUUCGUCUUGAUAAAUUUAAUUGGCCAACUGGGAGGCUGUGUGAUGGUAAUUGGAAGAUUUAAGGUAUCUAUUGCCUGUGGUGCCCUGUUUUUCAUAGUCGUACUCCAGACGCUCGCCUACAACAUACUGUGGGAUAUACAAUUUUUAUUCCGCAACCUGGCACUUAUUGGGGCAUUGCUCCUGGUACUUGCUGAAUCACGUGUUGAAGGAAGAUCUUUGUUCGCUGGGGUGCCUACCCUCGGGGAGAACAAACCUAAAAAUUAUUUACAGCUGGCUGGUCGUAUUCUUUUGGCAUUUAUGUUUGUAACGUUGAUACGUUUUGAAAUAUCAUUCAUGCAAAUUACGCAGGAUAUUAUUGGAGGUAUUUUGAUGGUAUUUGUUACUGUUGGAUACAAAACAAAGCUCAGUGCCUUGUUGCUUGUUUUGAUGCUCUCGGCGUUAAAUAUGUAUCAUAAUGCAUGGUGGACUAUCCCCGACCACAGGCCACUCAGAGAUUUCCUAAAAUACGAUUUCUUCCAGACUUUAUCUGUCGUUGGAGGACUUUUGAUGAUUGUAUCACUCGGUCCAGGUGGUGUGUCGAUGGACGAACAUAAAAAGCAAUGGUAGAUGUCUUCUAAAUUAGAUUAUAAUUAUAUUAAUCUUAAAAAAGAACUCAUCCUUGGACGUUGAUCAUAUGUUUCUGUCCACUAUUUUAAACUUGACACGUAAAUCCUCGGAUAUAAAUUAAUUUUAUACUGUAUACUAAAUUUAAAUCUGAUAUUCUAUUAUCGUGGAUUCAAUACAUCGGCCGGGAUAUAAAUAAUAAUAAUAAAAAUCUAAGUAAAUAAUUUUAUUAAUAUAAACUUCAUGAGGUGUGUAAAAAUUUUUAAAAUAAUUGCUGGAAAAAAUUUGUAAGUUUUUAGAUGUGGCUGUUGGGUAAUGAGAGUAAAUAAUAAUAAUUAAAUGCAACUUAAGACUUAUUUAUACAACAUAUUAAUAAGGAUGGUAUUGUAAAUAUUACAGUGAGCAAUUAUCAUUGUACUUGGAAAUACAUUUUUUUUUGGUUAAUAUUUUUAA